Molecule: messenger RNA, 780 nt
Organism: Durio zibethinus
Lineage: Eukaryota; Viridiplantae; Streptophyta; Magnoliopsida; Malvales; Malvaceae
Product: putative calcium-binding protein CML47
Molecular function (GO): calcium ion binding
Source: RefSeq, a predicted model, not a curated record
AUGGAUGCACACAUGGAUGCUCAGUUGACAACAAUUUGCAGUUCUUCUUCGGCUUUUCAUAUCGAAAUGGAGAACACAGUGAUGAAACAGGUUUGGUCCCAUGGUUGUUACUCUUUGAUCAGUAGAGAGUCAAGAACCAAGAUUGGUAUCCCUUCACCACCUUCGGUUUCGGUCAAUGGUAGUACUACCAAAAGGAAAAUAGAGAAAUCAUCAUCAACGGAGCUGAUUCCGCUGUGUGGAAUCAUCGUAUCUCUUGUAAUUCUUAACUUGGUAAUUAUACUUCAGGAUUUCUAUUCCAGUUUUCAUUGCGUAGUCAGUAUCUUCAAAUCAUUCCUACGAAUCCUUUCUUGUAUUUCGAAUACUUGUGCUGCAACAACAACUGCUAAACGUCGAUCAGUUGAAAUUAAGCCACCAAGAAAUCAAACAGAAACCGAUGAUCGAAAUCUCCCUUUAUUAGAAGUGAAAAAGGUGAUCCAAGGAGCUUUGUGGGACUUAGAAAGCUACAGAACUGAGAAGAGUCUUGGAGCAGAUAAAAUUGGUGGGCUGUUCGAGGAAGAGGAACCAAGUCUAGAGGAAGUUAAAGAAGCUUUUGAUGUAUUCGAUGAGAACAAGGAUGGGUUCAUAGAUGCAAAGGAAUUAGGGAAUGUCAUGUUUUCGUUAGGUUUCAUGCAAGCUUCGGAAGAUGAAUGCAAAAGAAUGAUCAAAGGCUUUGAUGAUAACUUUGAUGGACGGAUUGAUUUAACUGAAUUUAUCAAAGUUAUGGAGAGAAGCUUAUUCUGA